Camellia sinensis is the source of this 430-nucleotide messenger RNA. NCBI's taxonomy places the organism in Eukaryota, Viridiplantae, Streptophyta, Magnoliopsida, Ericales, Theaceae. The record is from RefSeq and is a predicted model, not a curated record.
UUCAAACGGGUUACGGGGCCCGCUUUACUCGAGAGAGGCUAACCCUAAAAAAAAAACACUUCCUGAGAGAGAGGGAGGGGGGAAAAUGGAAGCUAAAGAUAUGGAGAUGGAUGUGGAAGAUGCGAAACCUAGUUCGAAUUCAAACCAAUUCAAGCGAUUCGGACUCAAAAACACUAUUCAAACGAACUUCGGAGACGACUACGUCUUCCAAAUCGUCCCCGAGGAUGAUUGGACGUCGAUGGCGGUGUCUCUGUCGACCAACGCCGUAAAAUUGUACUCAGCAGUCACAGGUCAAUACUUGGGGGAGUGUAAAGGCCAUUCUUCCACUAUUAAUCAAAUCUCAUUCUCUGCUCCAACGACCCCUCACCUUCUUCACUCUUGCUCUUCUGAUUCUACCAUCAGAGCUUGGGACUCUAGAUCAUUCCAGCAG